Fusarium musae is the source of this 378-nucleotide messenger RNA. RefSeq lists its product as uncharacterized. The transcript is spliced from 3 exons. Lineage: Eukaryota; Fungi; Ascomycota; Sordariomycetes; Hypocreales; Nectriaceae. The record is from RefSeq and is a predicted model, not a curated record. Bases 1 to 378 code for a protein of 125 amino acids.
AUGUCUAUUCCCGGAAGAUUCAUGCUCAUUGUCGACGGAAAGCCCGUCGGCAAUCCUCGAGACAACGGUGAGCCCAUGAUCCAAGCUCAACCCGGCGACCCUGCUGCCAUCUUUGAGCUUCGAGACGGUCGUCUAUUCUCUGGCGAGUGGGCUCUGGGCCGUCUCAACUUUGAGGAUCGAUCCAUGAUGCCCAAGCGCGUCUUAUGGCGUAAAAGAGAGGAGGUUGAGGAUCUCCAGCCCGUUCAGGUCGAGGAGUAUGGUGGCCCCCCCGAGCUCAAGUUCUCAGGUGCUGGUCUGGCAUUCAUUGAGGACAAGCUUUAUGCACCUAUCAUUGAAGGCGAGAACCAGCCCAUGCAAAUUCGCCCACUGCCCUUCUAA